GUCCGCCCAAAAAAAAAACAAACCGCAUCUCUAUCAUUUACGAAAAAUUACUGAUAUUCAGCGGUCAGUGCCGGUUCAGCUGUUGGACAGUAUACUUCCACCAUGUAUCAGUUUCUACUAGUUUUAUUCGUGUCAAUUAGUUUAGGUAGCGCAGCUAACAUAUUGUAUAUCCAUGGAGUUGCAUCGCCAAGCCAUUUUAUUUGGCACCGUACGCUUAUGUACGGCUUGGCGGCGAAGGGUCACAAUGUGACGGCAUUGAGCGUAGACGUUGAGAAACCACCCGCGAACGUAACCUUCAUCAAAUUAGAAGGAGUAUACGAAGCUUUCGACGAGGAGGAAACGGAAUUGCAUGAUUUCUUCUCUAUGGCAGGGAUGAAUCCGUUUGCAAUGCAGUCGAUGUUCAACGAAUACGUUAUUUCAGGUUGUACAUUUUCGCUGAGGACGAAAGGAUUACGACAGAUUUUAGAUUAUCCGGACAAUUUCAAGUUUGAUUUAAUCAUUCACGACUAUCUCCAAGGACCAUGCUUGUCUGCACUCGUACACUAUAAAUUUGGUCGUCCUCCGGUUAUUGCUGCGACGGGAUUCCACGGCUUGACAACAACAACUCCUAUGUCAGGUGCCUAUUCAUAUUCGGGUAUGGUUCCAAAUCACGAAUACGAUGCACCAGAACGCAUGACGUACUGUCAAAGAUUCGUGAAUUUUCUGAGUAAUCACUGGGAGGAACUUACAUGGCGAUAUAAGGUAACACCAGCGGUGGACAAGCUAAUCCGACAAGUGAUACCCGAUAUCCCCGACGUCCGGUUAUUCGAAAAGGACACCCGUAUCAUUUUGCUCAAUUCUAAUCCGAUCAUUCAAUAUUCGGAACCAUCAAUGCCUAACGUAAUAUCGGUCGGUGGAAUGCAAAUAAUCAAACCGAAAAAACUACCGGAAGAUAUUCAGAGUGUAGUGGAAAAGUCUCCAAAUGGGGCAAUUUUGUUCUCGUUGGGAACCAAUCUUCGCAGUGAUUUAUUAGGAAAAGAACGAAUAAUUGAAAUCUUGAGUGCGAUGAAGCAAUUUCCGCAGUAUCAAUUUUUGUGGAAAUUCGAAUCUGAUUCUAUGCCCGUGGAGGUACCCGAAAAUGUUUACAUUCGAAAGUGGAUGCCUCAGAAUGAUUUGCUCGCGCAUGCUAAUGUAAAGUUGUUCAUUACUCACAGUGGUCUUUUGAGUACCCAGGAAGCAGUUUGGCACGGAGUUCCCAUGAUAGGAUUUCCAGUGUUUGCUGAUCAAAACCGUAAUAUAAACUACUGCUCCGAGCAGGGCGUGGGGAAACGUUUAUCAAUUAUUAACGUCAACCGAAAAGAGCUGGCCGAUGCUAUUCGGGAGGUAAUGACGGAUAAGAGGUACCGCGAUAAUAUGGCUCAACUGUCAAAAAUUUUCCGAGAUCAGAAAGAGCAUCCCCUGGAUCGUGCCAUUUGGUGGGUGGAAUGGGUACUUCGCAAUCCCGAUAGCCGUAUUCUGCAAUCGAAUGCCGUCAAUUUGAGCUGGGCUGCGAAGUAUUCGUUCGAUGUGAUUGUGCCGCUCGUGUUGUUGCUGGUGGCAGUUCCAACUGUUGUGUGCAAACUGAUAAAGAAAGUAUUAUGUAAGAAAAGCAAACUGGUGAAAUCGAAACAUGAGUAAAGUGCAGUUCGAAGCUGCUGGA
Wyeomyia smithii (pitcher-plant mosquito) is the source of this 1678-nucleotide messenger RNA. Its product is annotated as UDP-glucosyltransferase 2-like. The coding region runs from base 103 to 1656 and encodes 517 amino acids. Gene Ontology annotation, molecular function: UDP-glycosyltransferase activity. The transcript is spliced from 3 exons. Lineage: Eukaryota; Metazoa; Arthropoda; Insecta; Diptera; Culicidae. The record is from RefSeq and is a predicted model, not a curated record.